Molecule: messenger RNA, 1342 nt
Organism: Arabidopsis thaliana (thale cress)
Lineage: Eukaryota; Viridiplantae; Streptophyta; Magnoliopsida; Brassicales; Brassicaceae
Product: Ribosomal protein L18e/L15 superfamily protein
Exons: 5
Coding region: 103-666 (187 amino acids)
Biological process (GO): translation
Cellular component (GO): ribosome
Molecular function (GO): mRNA binding; structural constituent of ribosome
Source: RefSeq, marked reviewed
AGCGAAGAUAAAGCCCAUAAAAACCUAAAAUGUAAGCGAGCUUGCUUGUUGCUCCUAUAAAUUCAUAAACCCUAACUUCGUUUUCCUCUCGCAGACGCAGCCAUGGGUAUCGAUCUUAUCGCAGGAGGUAAGAGUAAGAAGACCAAAAGGACUGCUCCUAAGUCCGAUGAUGUCUACCUAAAGCUUCUCGUCAAGCUUUACCGGUUUUUGGUGAGGAGAUCUAACAGCAACUUCAAUGCUGUGAUUCUGAAAAGGCUUUUCAUGAGCAAAGUCAACAAAGCUCCUCUUUCACUCUCUAGGCUUGUAGAGUUCAUGACUGGCAAGGAUGACAAGAUUGCUGUGUUGGUUGGAACUAUCACUGAUGAUUUGAGAGUUCAUGAGAUUCCUGCCAUGAAGGUUACUGCCUUGAGGUUUACUGAGAGGGCUAGGGCUAGAAUUGAGAAAGCUGGUGGAGAGUGCUUAACCUUUGACCAGCUUGCUCUCAGAGCUCCAUUGGGACAGAACACAGUUCUUCUUAGAGGACCAAAGAACUCGCGUGAAGCAGUGAAGCAUUUCGGACCUGCUCCUGGUGUGCCACACAGUAACACUAAGCCAUAUGUUAGGCAUAAGGGAAGGAAGUUUGAGAAAGCUAGAGGAAAGCGAAAGAGUCGUGGAUUCAAGGUCUAAGAAGAUGUUUUCUGGUUUCGUUUUGCUUGGUUUAAGUAUCGAAGUUUUGGUAGGGAACGCUGGUUCCUCUUUACCCUGUUCCAGACUUUGUUUUAAGUUCUGUUUUUCUAUUCUCAAGACAAUUGGAUAUUUUGCUUUGUCUUUUAAUCUUACUACUAUUAGCUGCAAUGAGAUUUUAUCUAGAAUUUGGAUUUGAUCAGUAUUUGGAGUUCAUAGUAUCAUUAUGGUCUAUUUCGUUUUGUAUUUCUCUUCCUUGGAAAUAAAAUAUCUGUACAUGAGUAUUAAAAUGUGUAAACAACCCUGAAAAAUGUUCUGUUUCGUACUAACCCACCUAAUUCGUUGUCUAUUAGGUUCUAGCAAAAAUCGUAUAUCCAUAAUCAUAAUGAAGCUUGUCAAAUAAGAACGCAUCAAGUCUUCUCAGCACAAGUGGAUGUAAUCCAACAACAUUGGAACACAGCUCCAUGGUAACAGGAGAUGGCUCGAAAGUUCCAUACUGAAUCUUGCAAGUUGGAAAUGGUUUUAAUGUACGCACGGAUAAAAUCUCAGUAACCAUUUCUCGGGUUUCCAAGAAGAACAGUGUGCGAUAACACAAACUUUAAGACUAAACAAGAAAAUAGAAGUAAAACAAAUCCAUGACAGGAUUAGUCCUCUGGAAAAACAAAACAAGGAUCUGAAU